This is a messenger RNA of Centropristis striata (black sea bass), 1814 nucleotides long. RefSeq names its product ADP ribosylation factor like GTPase 3b (gene arl3b). The transcript is spliced from 6 exons. Gene Ontology annotation, biological process: cilium assembly. The record is from RefSeq and is a predicted model, not a curated record. Lineage: Eukaryota; Metazoa; Chordata; Actinopteri; Perciformes; Serranidae. Gene Ontology annotation, molecular function: GTPase activity; GTP binding. The coding region runs from base 163 to 804 and encodes 213 amino acids. Gene Ontology annotation, cellular component: cytoplasm; microtubule cytoskeleton.
GUUUAGCUCCUGUUUGCGUGCCGUUAUCUGAAACAGCAGAUACAAUAAAAACAACAGGAUGACGUGAUUAGCUGCUCAAUCACAGGCCAGUUGUUGUCCUCAUGUGUCGCCACCGUUAGGAGAGUAUUUGUCCAGCCUUAAAAGCCACAAUGGGGAGUAGGAAUGCACUUACACGGCCUGUUAGUGAGGAGUGGAUCCAGGGAAAAGAUGCUUUUCUCCCAUGGUGGUUAUCUGCAGCAGUUCUCCCCCUGUCCCUGGGGAUUGCUGUCCAUCCUGCGUAAGCUAAAGAGCACACCAGACCAGGAGGUGAGGAUACUGCUGCUGGGUCUGGACAACGGCGGGAAGACCACCCUGCUCAAACAGCUGGCAUCUGAGGACAUCAGCCACAUCACCCCCACACAGGGAUUCAACAUUAAGAGCGUGCAGUCUCAGGGUUUUAAACUGAAUGUUUGGGACAUUGGAGGCCAAAGGAAGAUCCGGCCGUACUGGAGAAACUACUUUGAAAACACAGAUGUGCUGAUUUAUGUCAUUGACAGCGCUGACAGAAAGAGAUUUGAGGAGACGGGUCAGGAGCUGGCUGAGUUGUUGGAUGAAGAGAAGUUGAGCGGCGUUCCUGUGCUGAUCUUUGCAAACAAGCAGGACCUGCUAACCGCCGCCCCGGCCUCCGAGAUCGCCGAGGGUCUCAACCUGCACACCAUCCGGGAUCGCAUGUGGCAGAUCCAGUCCUGCUCCGCCCUCACCGGGGAGGGGAUCCAAGAGGGCAUGAAUUGGGUCUGCAAGAGCGUCAACGCCAAGAAGAAGUAGCUUCGCUCGUAGUCUUCUGCUACUCAGGAGGAACAGCAGCAGCACACACACACUGACACACACACCGCACCCUCCUGAGCCUUAGUACGAUGGGAUAUACCUGUGAAUGUAAACACACUACUAAUCCGACAUGGACCUGGAGUUUUUAACCGCCCUGCAUCCCUUCUGCAUCGCUGACGUUUUACUAAUCUCGACACAUCUUCCGACACAAAGAGGAGUCUGACUUCAAAGGGAAGCCGUGCCAGGAAAUCCACCCAGACUACCCACGUCACCACCGCCGCCCCAGCCAACCCCAGCCAAUCCCAGCCGACCAUCUCACAACCUCAAACAUUCCCGUUAAACUGCUGUUUUUUCAUUGGAAUUCCAGCUUCUUUCUUUAAACUCUUUUACACACUGUCCAGGAAACCAGCUCCUCCCAUCUCCAUCUCCAUCUCCAUCUUAUUCUUAAAGGUCAAUACGUGUUGUUGUUUUUUUUUUUAUCAUUCCACGAUGGCUGUACGCUCUUUUUUUUCCUGCUAUGGCUCUGUUUGAAGUGAGGUAUAUUUUUGUAACUGUUUUAUUUAUGGUGAAGUAGAGCGUAGAGUGCUUUCAAACAACAACCGGCGUGCUGUGUGUGUGUGUUUGAUUUAAAGGAUGUUGGAGAAACGAUUCCCACUAAAGAAUAAUACUGUACAUGUUAAUAUGUAUAAAAAAAGAGAUUAAAUGGUUAAGAGGAACUACAUUUUGAAACAAGUGUAAAUAGCUCAGCGGCCCUGUGCUCAUGUUAUGUUAUGCACAAGUUAUAGAGUAUUUGGUACCCUGCUGUACUCUGUAUUCUAUAAUGUUUGCAUUUCUAAUAUGUGCAGGUUUUUAACAGAGGUAUACGUACUGUACGUCCCAAUGCAUUUCUUCGUGCUCUCUGGGUUUGUGAGGGAAUUCACUCUUUUGGCAUUUCCUUUUGAUAUUCUUGAAUGUAAUCUGUCCAGAAUUGAAGGUACUGUAUGUGAAUAAAAAGACAAGAAAUUCUGAAA